Messenger RNA from Rhincodon typus (whale shark), 3414 nucleotides. RefSeq names its product heat shock protein family, member 7 (cardiovascular) (gene hspb7). Gene Ontology annotation, cellular component: cytoplasm; nucleus. Gene Ontology annotation, biological process: heart development. The record is from RefSeq and is a predicted model, not a curated record. The coding region runs from base 480 to 998 and encodes 172 amino acids. Lineage: Eukaryota; Metazoa; Chordata; Chondrichthyes; Orectolobiformes; Rhincodontidae. The transcript has 4 exons.
GAAGGAAAGAGAGAACUGUCCUUGUUGUGCUCCAUUCCAGCUUUGGAUCCAGAAGCUGUGGUAAGUAGAGACUCAGCAAAAAGCGCAGUUUCAGGACAGCAGAGCUGCAGCUUUAACAAGAAUUACAGUGCUGGAGUCAAAUUGCUUUUUUAAGUUCUCCGUCGAACUGAGCUGGAAUGUUUGCUAUGAGAACACAUUCCUGAUCACUCCAUUUGUUUGGAGGACUCUGACGACCUUUCAUCUGUUAGAAUUUUCACAACUGCAUGCCUGAUGUGGCCAGAGCUAAAAUUAACGUCAAAAUUUGACUUUGGCAGUCAGACGCAUUGGCAGGAGUCUGUAUAAAAGCAGAGUAGAAUACAAUCGGAGCACAAAAGACGAUUUGGUCUUUGGAAGCUUAUCCAAUAUUUCCUGGCCAUCCAGGGGUGCUAGAAAGGAGCUGGUGAAGUAGAAUUUUGAGAUUUAAAGUGUAUCUGCCUUCCAUGAGUGUAAAAUCCUGUACUGCCUUCAGAUCUGAGCGUUGCUUUCAUCAGAACACCACUUCCUCCUCUUCUUCUUCGAGUCCGGCUUUGGAUCAGUACAUGGAUAAAUCAAGAGGUCUCUUUGGGGACGAGUUCGAGAAGUCCUCAAUCCUCCAUGGAAACUUUUUGAGGCCCCGGAGUGAGCAACUUGGAUAUUCAGGCCGCCCCGGAAGUAUGGGGAAUGUAAAGACCAUGGGAGACAAUUACCAGUUCACAGUAGAUGUGAGUGACUUCUCACCUGAAGAUAUUAUUGUUACCACCUCUAAUAAUCAGAUUGAAGUUCAUGCUGAAAAGCUUGCUGCAGAUGGAACUGUCAUGAACACAUUUACACACAAAUGUCAGCUACCAGAUGAUGUGGAUCCCACCUCUGUGACUUCCGCCCUGGGUGAUGAUGGGACGCUGACGAUUAAAGCAAAGAGGCACCCAGCCAAGCACACUGAACAUGUGCAACAGACUUUCCGAACUGAGAUUAAGAUCUGAGCAGGCAAGGGAUGAGGGCUAUGUUAUGGUAAUGCUGGGUGAUGUUUGAUAAUGCCAGUGGUAGUGCUUUGGUCAUGCAGAUUAUUGCAUGUGCUGGUGUCUAAUUCACACCUCACCCUGCCAACAUACCAUUGUAAAAUAUCAUCUCAACUCUUGUAGGCAUGGAAAUAUUGAGCAAAGCCUGUGCAAUAAGAUAUUUGACACUUUCUAUCACAUUAUUUAGUAAUUCCAUUUAUAUUAUGUAUCCAUGACUAAUCUACAGCUAAAGACAGUGGCAGACUUGUUUGAAUGUCUUCUUGUUCCAAAAGGAUUGAUGCUUUCUUCACACGGAGACGACAAAGUGUGUGAAUGGUCUUGUAUUGUAAGGUAGAAUAGAUCAGAAACAUCGGUUGAUUAUUUUAUCAGUUGACCCCUCUUAGGUUUAAUUUUCCUGUGUAAUGUGGUCUGUAAAUAGGUUUGCAUCAUAAUGCUGUAUUUUUGUUCUUUGACAAGAGAUUAAUUUCUGUCACUUAGAUGAGUGUGUAAGAGUGUAUGCUGCUAUUAGGGAAAUGGUUUCAGAACACAAGAAUAUAAAACUCCUCGGAAAUAGGAAAGGACCAUUUGGUCCAAUAGCCCUGCCCUUUUAUCACUGAUUAAAUGAAAAGUUAUAUAAUAUGGACAAAAUCUCCUAAUCUUCACAUAAGGCACAAUACUGCAUUGCCUAAUUGCAGUCAUACUUAUAGUGUAGGACAGGGUACUCCUCUAAUAUAUUUAAAAUGGCAAGUUUGGAAAUGAAUCUUCUGAGAUGCUAGAGUACGCACCCCCACCUCCCCACCUCACUUUGCCUCCACAUUCCCUCUCCCCACCCCAUAAAACACAGCCUCCUAUUUGUGGAACGUUGCAGUGUUCACAUUAGUUCCUACAUUUCCCGAAAUUAAAACAGAGACUACACUUCAAAAUAUAAAUGCUUCAUUGGCUGUUUAAGGGCUUGCGAAGCCCUGAGGUCGUGAAAGCUGCCAUAUAAAUGUAGGUUUGUACUUUCUUUCUGCAAUACACUAGCCUUCCAAUCACAGCUGCACUUAUCUUGUGAAUAUCCUAAUGCUUUGAUUGGAUACUUGGCAGACUGUUACAGGCAUUUAUUCCUUUAUUUUGUAUCAAGUUUAUUCUCAUCAUUUAAAUUAUUCCUCUGGUCUUAAUUUCUUGGAGUAGUGCAGAUUAGUAUUCCACUUUUAUACUGCUUAUACCGUUUAAUAAAAUAUGCCUUGAUGAGAAGGUCCUUGACCAUCUUCCCUCUGAAAUAUAAAACUUCUUUCAAUUUAUAGAUCAUUCCCUCAAUACCACAUGGUUUCCCAGGUGCCAUGAGCUUCUCAGCAUCUCACUCUAAACAUGAACACAUAUUGUGCUGGGAACACAGAUAGGCCUUACUGUGUAAUGGCACUAGGCUUUAUUUUUGACACAGCAGAACACAAUUUUUCAGAUUCAACCUUACUACUUAGAAGAAUUUUAAUCAUCAUUGUUGAGAAAGCAUCGGGUCAUUGGGAGAUUUCAUGAAAGUACAGAGUGAAGUUUCAGGACUUAGAGGUUUUCUGUGACUUUACACUUGAGACAUUCAUUAUUAAUUAAGGUUCUUGAGGCUUCUCCAUUAUUCCCACCUCAUGUAUGAUUUAAACAAGACAAUGUGAGCAACACCAGAUUGUGUUAUGCCAUUCUCACGUAGAUCGUGCAUUCUUUGUCAACAACAUUUGGCCUCUUUUGGACAUGUUGUAAAGGAAAGAACCAUCGAUCCAAUGCUGAUACUAACCUCCUGCUGCUGAAGAUCUUGUAAUGGCAGUUUUAGCGAGGUCACCCAUUGAAGCAAACAAUCACUGGAGUUAAUUUCAACAGGAACAGAAAGAAUAGGUGCAGGAUAAGACCAUGUGGAUGCUACAUUUUCACACACUAUUGAAUAUCCCUUUUCCUUUGUCUCCAAAAAUCUUUCAACAAACGAGCAUCCAAAGCUCACUGGGGGAAGAGAUUUCCAUCCAUUUAAUUGAAGACAUUUCUCUUCAUCCAAAUCCCAAAUAGCCAAUCAUUCAUUUUUAACUUUGUGUGCCCUAGUUCACUCCCUAGCCACAGGAAACAUUCGCUCAGCACUUAAAUGUGUAUGCUUAAAAACUUUUGACAGAUAGAACAAUGUUAAUGAAUCAUGGUUGUUUGAGAUUUAAAUUGAAUCUAUAAAUGCCUUUGAAUCCACACGCAGUUAAGAACAUGCUACUUUGGAAAAGAUCUUAUUAAAAGUUCUUGAUUGCACAUUUUUAUCCCAUUCUAAUGUUUCCCACACUUAUAGUCACUACUGGUAUUGGUGUUACUUUUUAAAAAAUGUAUUUCUUCUUUCCUAAUAUUGCUAAUAGAAUUCCACUGUCUUUGUGUUAUAAUAAAUAAAUAUACUCCAUUCUGA